AGAGAGAGAGAGAGAGAUGUCUCAAUUUCAUAGUGGAAGGGUCACUUUACGUUGAGUGAAUUAAUUAAAGAGUAGGGGAGUCAUGAAAGAGAGAUCCUCUCUCUCGACCUCUGCCUAUAAAAGGAUAAGCUCCCAUGUCCCCAAUGAGUUGUGAGUUUCGGGAAAUACACACACAUAACUUCUUCAAAUCAACACAACCAUCAUCAUCAUAAGGAGCUAUAGCAGCUAGCUGGUCUUCCCUUCAAUGACAUCGGAGAAGAUGAGUUGGGCGGUGGCGGAUGCUGUGGACUACAAAGGGUUCCCUGCUGAUAAGGCCAGAACUGGGGGUUGGGUUCCUGCUGCUCUCAUUCUUGGGAUUGAGAUAUGCGAGAGGCUGUCAACGAUGGGAAUAGCAGUGAACCUGGUGACAUACUUGAUCGGGACGAUGCACCUUCCUAGUGCAACGUCCGCAAAUAUUGUCACUGAUUUCAUGGGCACCUCGUUUUUGCUUUGCUUGCUCGGUGGUUUCCUCGCUGACUCUUUUCUCGGCCGGUAUAAGACCAUCGCUAUUUUUUCCCUAAUCCAAACUUUGGGGACGGGCAUGUUAGCAGUAUCAACCAAACUGCCACAGCUCCGACCACCACCAUGCCGACCUCACCAAACAUCAUGUCACCAAGCAACCGGCUUACAGAUGGGGAUCCUCUAUCUGUCCCUCUACCUCAUCGCCCUUGGGACUGGUGGGCUUAAGUCGAGCGUCUCCGGGUUUGGGACCGAUCAGUUUGAUGGGAAUGACCCAAAGGAGAAGGCCCAGAUGGCCUAUUUCUUCAACCGGUUUUUUUUCUUCAUCAGCACCGGAACUCUGUUGGCAGUCACAGUGCUAGUGUAUAUUCAGGACGAGGUAGGCAGGAGCUGGGCCUAUGGGAUCUGCUCAGUCUCCAUGUUCAGCGCAAUUUUGAUCUUCCUCUCGGGGACAAAGAGGUAUAGGUACAAGAAGAGCGUGGGGAGCCCCAUAGUUCACAUCUUUCAGGUCCUUGUGGCUUCCUUCAAGAAGAGGAACGUCGAGUUCCCAUCGAGCAUAGGGUACUUGUAUGAAGAUGCCCCUGAGUCCUCAAGGAUUCUGCAUACUGAUCAGUUCCGGUGCUUGGACCGCGCUGCAGUCGUGGUGGAGGGGGAUUUCCCAGGAGCCAAUGGUGCUGCCGUCUCAAUGCCACCAAACCCCUGGAGGCUAAGUUCUGUGACGAGAGUUGAGGAAGUGAAAAUGAUGGUGAAACUAUUGCCUAUUUGGGCCACGACCAUUAUAUUCUGGACGACCUAUGCGCAAAUGAUAACAUUCUCGGUCGAGCAGGCCUCCACCAUGGAGAGGACCAUUGGAGGCUUCAUGAUCCCGGCUGGGUCGCUGACCGUCUUUUUUGUUGCCGCCAUCUUGAUCUCAUUAGGCGUAUACGACAGAGUCAUUAUGCCCUUCUGGAAGAAAUGGAAGGGGAAGCCAGGUUUCACCAACCUGCAGAGAAUUGCCUUAGGGCUGGUCCUUUCUACUUUUGGAAUGGCAGCCUCUGCCUUGAUCGAGCGAAAGCGGCUCUCGGUUGCUAAAGCCGCAGGCCCAACAACCCCAACCCUUCCAGUGAGUGUAUUCUACUUGAUCCCGCAGUUCUUCCUGGUUGGUGCCGGCGAGGCCUUCAUAUACACUGGCCAGCUCGACUUCUUCAUAACCCAAUCCCCGAAGGGCAUGAAGACGAUGAGCACUGGCCUGUUCCUCACGACUCUCUCCCUUGGUUUCUUCAUCAGCAGCUUCCUCGUCUCCAUCGUGAAGCGGGUCACGAGAACUAGAGGACGGCAGGGGUGGCUUGCUGACAACAUUAACUUCGGGCGGCUCGAUCUCUUCUACGGCCUUUUGGCUAUCCUAAGCCUGAUAAACUUUGUGGCCUACCUCGUUUGUGCAGUUUGGUACAAGCCACAGGUCAACCUCAAACCGGUGGUAGAGAUGGAGAAUAAUAAAAUGGGCAAUGGGUCCAUGCAGGCGGAGGAGAGGGUCUGAUCGGUUGUAUAAAAAGUAACUACGGUUUCAAUCGCCAUACCAUAUAUGAGGGCUCACGUAUAGAUGUUUUGUAAUUUAUCCAAGUAAAUUAAUUUGGGUUGCAUUUUGGGUUUGGGCUUUUCAUUUCUUCUUCCCCUCCUCUUGUAUUUUCGAUUAUGGGUUGCCAUGUCCAAUGCAUAUAUGUUCCGUGUUUGUGUGCCAAGUUCAUGAAUUAAAGUUAACUUUUGUUCCA
Molecule: messenger RNA, 2246 nt
Organism: Punica granatum (pomegranate)
Lineage: Eukaryota; Viridiplantae; Streptophyta; Magnoliopsida; Myrtales; Lythraceae
Source: RefSeq, a predicted model, not a curated record